Molecule: messenger RNA, 927 nt
Organism: Penicillium atrosanguineum
Lineage: Eukaryota; Fungi; Ascomycota; Eurotiomycetes; Eurotiales; Aspergillaceae
Product: SDR family NAD(P)-dependent oxidoreductase
Exons: 2
Coding region: 1-927 (308 amino acids)
Molecular function (GO): oxidoreductase activity, acting on the CH-OH group of donors, NAD or NADP as acceptor
Source: RefSeq, a predicted model, not a curated record
AUGACGCCUACGCCAAGCCAGCUCAAUGCACAGCACUGCCGCAACUUCAUUCCUAAGCUUCAUACCACGCCCUAUCCAGAAAUAGAUCCAUCAAGUGUGAAAUUGCCUUCCCCUUUCGUUGUUUGCAUAAUCGGCGGACGGGGCGCAGCAGGUGGCGGACUAGCUCGAGCAUACGCCCAGGCCGGCGCAUCGGGUAUCAUCCUUGCUGCUCGCACACGUUCGGGUCUCGAAGAAACAGCCAACGAAGUACGCUCAAUCGGCUCUAAGACCAAAGUAGUCAUCUCAGAAUGCGACAUUACCGUCGAGAAAGACCUCGCUUUGGUCGCACAGACUGUUAUGACCGAAUUUGACGGGCGCCUUGAUGUUGUAGUGGUAAACUCGGGCUACUCGGGCCCGAUGAUACUUGAUAUCACUAAAGAGUCACCGGAGGACUACCGGACUGCGUUCGAUGUCCAUGCGAUUGGCCUCUUCUAUGCGGCGCAUCAUUUGCUCCCUUUGCUUGAUGCAACCCAGUCGCCCGCCAUGUCUUUUAUCGCGAUCAGCUCUAUGGCUACGCCUACUGUUGGUGGGAUGGGUGGUCACGCUCAUUAUUGCGUGAGCAAGGCGGCUCAAGCGAGAUUAAUUGAGAUGAUCAAUGAGCAAUAUUCGAAUCGUGGACUCUUUUGCGCCAGCGUGCACCCAGGGGGCAUGAAUAGUGGUUUCAUCCAGCAUGACGUGCCUGAAAAUAUCAGGAACAUGUUAAAUGAUAGCCCUGAUCUGGUUGGGGCAUUCUGCGUCUGGUUGUCGACACCCGGCUCCUCUGAGAGACAACGAAAGGCCCUAAACGGUCGCUUCCUCUCCUGCAAAUGGGAUGUUUCCAAGCUCGAGGAACGAUUCGAUGAAAUUCUGGAGAAAGACCUGCUGAGAUUCCGGAUUGCUGUGGAUUAA